Cynoglossus semilaevis (tongue sole) is the source of this 2238-nucleotide messenger RNA. It is a transcript of the gene nelfa, whose product is annotated as negative elongation factor complex member A. The transcript has 11 exons. The record is from RefSeq and is a predicted model, not a curated record. Gene Ontology annotation, biological process: negative regulation of transcription elongation by RNA polymerase II. NCBI's taxonomy places the organism in Eukaryota, Metazoa, Chordata, Actinopteri, Pleuronectiformes, Cynoglossidae. Gene Ontology annotation, cellular component: NELF complex. The coding region runs from base 267 to 1910 and encodes 547 amino acids.
CACAGUGGAUUUGAGUAUUGCAAUUAUUUAUUCGAUUUAAAAGGCAGAGUUCAAAAACAUGCAAAAGAUACAAGUAGCUGUAUCUUUUGCAUGGAGUCACUAUUUGACAUAUACAUUAAUAUUUAUAUUAAUAUUUAGUUAUAUGUGAGAUCCAGCUUCUUUGAUUUUUCCUUCACACAACAAACACAAGGUGGGCGGGGUCCUUGCUGCUGUUUUCUUAGGUAGCCUGUUAAAAUGCCCGAACUCAAAACACUUCUUUUUCCAAGAUGGCGUCGAUGAAGGACAGCGACACCGGCCUGUGGCUUCACAACAAGCUGGGCUCCACUGACGAGCUCUGGACGCCGCCGAGCAUCGCCUCCCUUCUUACAGUGUCGGUUAUCGACAACAUACGGUUAUGCUUUUCCAGCCUUUCACCGCCAGUGAAGCUCAAACUGCUGCUCGGGAUGCUGCACCUUCCUAGGCGGACCGUUGACGAGAUGAAAGAGGCCCUGUCAGAGAUCAUCCAGCUGGCUACUGUGGACUCAGAACCCUGGGUGUUGAUGGUUGCAGACAUCCUCAAAUCAUUCCCAGAGACUGGCUCUCUCAAUUUGGAUUUGGAGGAGCAGAAUCCAAAUGUGCAGGAUAUUCUUGGCGAACUCAGAGAGAAAGUGAGUGAAUGUGAGGCAUCCACAAUGCUUCCUCUGGAGUGUCAGUACCUCAACAAGAGUGCGUUGACCACACUGGUGGGACCGCUCACGCCCCCUGUCAAACAUUUCCAGCUGAAAAGGAAACCAAAGAGUGCAACGCUGAGAGCAGAGCUGCUGCAGAAAUCUACAGAGACAGCCCAGCAGCUGAAGAAGACGGCAGGAGUGCCGUUCCACGCCAAAGGGAGAGGACUGGUUAAAAAGAUUGAUACCACCACUCCACUGAAGGGAAUUCCCAAGGCCCCGUUCAGAAACCCCACUGCCCCCAGCAUGUUCAGCCCACCAAGUAACCGCACACCCAUGGCACCUGCACGGACUCCUCUGCGUAAGGAGCGGGGGGUCAAGCUUUUGGACUUCUCUGAGCUGGACAUGGUCGGUGCUGGAAGAGAAGCCAAAAGGAGAAGAAAGACUCAGGAAACAGAAGCUGGAGAGAAAGCAGCCAAAGAAGAAGCAGUGGUUGAAAACACCACACCAGACUACGCUGCAGGCCUCGUCUCUGCACAGAAACUGGGGGCGUUGAAUGAGAAUCCUCUCCCGUCUACCAGUUACCUACCAGCUACACCCAGCAUGGUUCCUUCUUCCUCCUACAUUCCCAGCUCUGAGGCUCAGCCAGCAAACGCUGGUGGCUCUGGUCGUGACCAACUGCAGUCCACUCGUCAGCCGGAGGAGUCAGCUACGGCAGGCGCCGGUGCCACACCCACCCUUCCGGGCCAGUACAAACAGAGGACGCCCAUGUACAAUGCCAGCAGCACGGCCAACCCUGCAACGCCCACGUCGCCCAGCACACCCACUUCCACCCCAGCAAACAACGGCCCCCCGGCCGCUGCCACUGCCAGCCAGCCUGAGACGCCCAGCCAGCCACCCAGCACGCCCCAGACACAGACCCCAACACCAGCCCCUUUACCACCACAGCCUCAGCCCAAAAAGAAUCUGUCACUCACGAGGGACCAGAUGUACGCGGCUCAGGAGAUGUUCAAGACGGCCAACAAGGUCACCAGACCAGAGAAGGCGCUCAUCCUGGGCUUCAUGGCAGGAUCCAGAGAGAACCCAUGUCCGGAGCAGGGAGACAUCAUCCAGAUCAAGCUGAGCGAGCACACGGAGGUUUUGCCCAAAGCCGAUGGCACGGGGAGCACAACCAUGCUGGUGGACACAGUUUUCGAAAUGAACUACUCCACAGGACAGUGGACUCGUCUGAAGAAAUACAAACCCAUCACCAGCUCCUCCUGAGCUGCAGUCACCAAUGCCUUCACCAUCCACAAAAAACAAAAGAGAAAAAGACAAACAUUGGCACAGACAGAGAGGAGGAGGGGGAGGAGACGCACUGUGGAGGAGAGAGAUCCUUCCUCCUUCUCCUGCACCUCCUCACAGCAGGACUUUGACCAUGGUUUCUAAUUUUUUUUUUUAAUAAAGUCACUUUCCACCUGAAUGACGCUGCAGUCUGGACCACUCUGUCUGGACGCAGACCCUAAACCGCCGGCAUCUUUCAACCUUUUGUAUGCGCAGGUACAAGCAUGUCACGCAUCUAGAAAGAAUCAAAUAAACAGUAUUUUUCUGA